Molecule: messenger RNA, 1769 nt
Organism: Ctenocephalides felis (cat flea)
Lineage: Eukaryota; Metazoa; Arthropoda; Insecta; Siphonaptera; Pulicidae
Product: zinc finger CCHC domain-containing protein 8 homolog
Exons: 2
Coding region: 85-1626 (513 amino acids)
Cellular component (GO): catalytic step 2 spliceosome
Molecular function (GO): RNA binding
Source: RefSeq, a predicted model, not a curated record
UUUAUUAUAAGCUGUCAAAUUUUUAAAGAAAAAUUUUGUGUUAACUAUUUGUGUUUUAUAAUAGUAUUUUAUUCUGUAAAAAACAUGUCUAAAGAACUUAAUAAUGAAGACAUGUUUAUUGUUGAUGCAAAACCUGCCGAGAAUUUAGACAUUGUGCCGUCAUAUAGACAAAAAAUUGAUGAAGUUGUUCCAAAGCAGCUGAGUUUGAAUGUGACUGAUGAAACUAAUGAUUGCGCUCCUACAGGAAUUUGUUUUAAUUGCCAAGGAAGUCACAGCUUGCGCGAUUGCACGAAACCAAGAGAUCAUGAAGCAAUUUUAAAUAACCGUAAAAAAUUACAAACAACAACAAGAUAUCAUCUAGAUCUAGAAGAUGAACAACAAUAUGGCCACUUCCAAGUAGGAUGCAUAUCUAAUGAGUUACGAGGUGCAUUAGGCUUGGGACCUAAACAAAUUCCGAUGCAUGUUUAUAAAAUGCGAGUUUUUGGUUAUCCUCCAGGUUGGUUGGAGGAUCACAAAAUCAAGCAUAGUGGAUUGAGUUUAAUCGAUGCCCAGGUCAAGAUGUACCAAAAAUCCAAUUCUGAAGACGGUGAACUUGUAGUAAAUGGGCAAGAUUGUAAAUAUGAUGUAAAAAAGCUUAUAACAUACCCGGGUUUCAAUACUAAACCAGAAACUGGUACUUUAGAUGAAAGCAAAUGUUAUGGAGUGCCUCCUUUUAACCCAUUGUUAGACAAGGAUUCGAUGAUAAAAAGAAUUGCUGAUGAUGCAGAAAGAAGCAAAAUGAACUCUCCAGAACUUCCAACAAAUAAAAAUAUCGAUGAUAUGGACAUUGCCACUGAUGAACCUUCACCAACAAAGGACCACGAUCAGAAUGCAUUUUCUCAUUCUUUAUUAUCUUCAACUCCUAAACCUGCUUGUACAUCUGGAGAAAGGACACAGUCACCUGCCAUCGAGAGAUGUGAGCUUAAUAGGCCAUGUUCACCUUCAUUAACAGAGUUAGAGAAUGAAAAGAGAUUACUUUUACAAGAACUAAAUGGUUUUUCUGCAUCACUAUCAUAUGAAUCAUUGCGGGAUGACAGUUUUGUAGAAAGUAAUAAAGAUAAUUCUAUUAAAAGUAAGGAUGCUCAACUGGAUUCCACACAUGAAGCUGAGAAAAAUACUGAUAAUAAAUUUAAAAUUGAUGACAUAAAGGAAGUUAAAGACGAAAAGAAAACAGAAAAUGAAUCUACUAAUACCUUAAGUGAAAUUGGAAAUACCACUGAUGUAGUACAAACUGAUGAACAUGUAAAAAAAGAUUUAAAUGAAGCUAAUAAUGUUAAAAAUGAUCUUGAACCUGAUAAUGUGGAUACUCAACAGAAUGAAGAAAAGAAAAAGCUUUAUGUUGAAAACAUUAAAAGGACAUCUCAUCAAACGCCUAUAAUUAAUUACUCUCAAUUUUCUAAAAUACCUAUUGCUGAAAGUUUUUCAAAAGAAAUGUCUGAUGUAAUCAAUUUUGAAAAUUUGCCCGAUGCUCUUGGCAAAUAUGACAAUAUGAGAGAUGUAUUGAGUAAAGUCAGAGAUUAUACACAGAAGAAGCAUGGAAUAAACUUCCCGAAAAUAUUUCGCCAGAAAUGCAACGUUCCGAUCUAGGAACGACCGUCUUGCAACUGAAGGCUUUGGGAGUCGACAACGUUUUGAGAUUUGAUUACCCUUCUCCGCCCCCUUCGAAAAAUUUGAUAAGCGCCCUGGAGUUAUUAUUUGCUUUGGGAGCUCUUAAAGAAGAUGGCGAACUG